Molecule: messenger RNA, 1507 nt
Organism: Momordica charantia (bitter melon)
Lineage: Eukaryota; Viridiplantae; Streptophyta; Magnoliopsida; Cucurbitales; Cucurbitaceae
Source: RefSeq, a predicted model, not a curated record
AAAAAGAAAUCGUUAUGACCGAUGAAAUGGAUGGUUGUAAGCUAAGCUUCGAGUCGUCUCUCUCCAGUAUUCAUUAACCAAUUCGCUGAGUCAUUUCCCGAGUUCUGAAGCGAUGCCCGAGUCGAACAACCCGCCGCCGCCACCCACCCCGGCCGGCCAUCGGGACAGAUCAGGAUUCUCGGCGACGGCGGCUCUCAAAAUCGCGGUGGUGGCUCUGGUCGCCGCAGCUAUAGUUGCAUACCAACUCGACUCGUUCGACCCGGCCGCUAUUCCGGGUGACGAGUUGACUCGGGGGGUGGCGGCGGUGGGGGAAUGUAACGGGGGGAUGCUGCGAGGGGCAGAGUACCUGGGGCUGGGGAAGCUGUCGGCGGCGGAGGACAUGGCUUAUGACUCGGGAGCUGGACUCGUUUACACGGGGGAUGCGGAUGGGUGGGUCAAGCGAGUCAGAUUGAAUGACUCGUCGGUCGAAAACUGGGCGUUUACCGGCGGCAGACCCCUCGGAAUCGCUCUCGGACCCGGCGGCGAUAUUUUUGUCGCCGACGCUUAUAAGGGGGUACUAAAGGUGAGCGCAGAAGGAGUGGUGGAGGCGUUGACGACGGAAGCCGACGGCGUGAAAUUCGGGCUGACGGACGGCAUCGACGUGGCAGAAGACGGCGCCGUUUACUUCACGGACGCUUCCUCAAAAUACGGAUUCCACAAUUUCAUAUACGAUCUUCUGGAGGGGAGGCCGCUGGGCCGAUUAAUGAGAUACGAUCCAAACACUGAACUAACUGAAAUCCUGGCCGCACAUCUCUAUUUCGCCAAUGGCGUCGCCCUCGAUCCUACUCGCCAAUUCCUCGUCUUCUGCGAAACUCCCCUGAGAAGAUGCAGAAAAUAUUACAUAGCCGGCGAUCGAAAAGGAAGCGUAGAGAAAUUCAUAGAAAACUUACCAGGAACGCCGGAUAACAUCAGAUACGACGGAGAAGGCCAUUACUGGAUCGGACUGUCCACGGAGAUGACGGAUUCGUGGUACCUUGCGCUGAGAUUUCCGGCGAUUAGAAAGGUAUUGGCGAUGAUGGAGAAGAAGGGGCGGCGGCCGAAAAUGGAGAAGAACGGCGGUGUUGUGGCGGUGAAUCUGGAAGGGAAGGCGGUGGCGUGGUAUUAUGAUUACAAAUUGUCGCUGGUAACCACCGGAAUGAAGAUCGGGAAUCAUCUGUACUGCGGAUCCUUGGCGUUUCCCGGCAUCCUCCGACUCGAUUUGGACCAAUAUCCUGCUCGCUCCGCCGCUUGUCCACGCUCCAAUUCUGACCUCUAAUAAUUAAACAACCAUUUCUAUUUUCCACGUGUCCAUGUUAUUAUUAACGAAUAUUUCUAUAAAUCAAAAUAUUUAUCUUAGUUUUUUUUUUAUGUUCUUGUGUAUGAGAUAGAUAGGAUGAAGAUUCCAACUCGGGCUCAAAAGGCUCAUUUAUUUAGGCCCAACCGAGUUCGAACCAAUAACUUUCUUUAUAUGCAGUCAAAUGUUGUACCA